AUGGAUAGUGGGAAUAAUAGACUGUUCCGUUUGCCUUUCCAUCUUCCUAACUCGGUUACUGCUAGGAAGUGGUGUGUAUAUAUAUCAGGUGUGUUGUAUGCCGUUGGGUUUUGGCUAUUUUUAGAUGCAGUAAUAUAUUCGAAGCAUGCUAAUGCUUCAGAUCUGCAUGUAACGUUUGUUGAUUGGAUUCCAUUUUUGUGUAGCACAUUUGGUACUAUUAUUGUGAGUUCAAUAGAAAAAAAUAGGUUACUGGAGGGUGCAUUAUCAUCAGACUCAGGUCUUGGGUAUAUUGGAGAUAGUCUAGACUCUACUCUAGCUUGGCAAGCUCGUGCGGUUUUAUUCCUUGGGUUUGCAUUACUAGCCGGUGGUAUGUCUGGAUCUGUGGUUCUCUUAAUAAUAAAAUUCAUAGUGAAGGACUAUACGUCGUAUCCAACACUAGGAAUGGGUAUUAAUAACGUUUUAGGAAACUUCUGUAUAAUUCUAAGUUGUGUCGUACUCUGGGUCGCACAAAAUAUGCAAGAUGAAUACUCAUAUUCCUUGAAUCUUUAA
Tetrapisispora phaffii CBS 4417 is the source of this 549-nucleotide messenger RNA. RefSeq names its product Vps68p (gene VPS68). Gene Ontology annotation, cellular component: Vps55/Vps68 complex; fungal-type vacuole membrane. The transcript has a single exon. The coding region runs from base 1 to 549 and encodes 182 amino acids. Lineage: Eukaryota; Fungi; Ascomycota; Saccharomycetes; Saccharomycetales; Saccharomycetaceae. The record is from RefSeq and is a predicted model, not a curated record. Gene Ontology annotation, biological process: late endosome to vacuole transport via multivesicular body sorting pathway; protein targeting to vacuole.